Messenger RNA from Drosophila ananassae, 1443 nucleotides. RefSeq names its product nedd8-activating enzyme E1 catalytic subunit (gene Uba3). Bases 1 to 1353 code for a protein of 450 amino acids. The record is from RefSeq and is a predicted model, not a curated record. Gene Ontology annotation, biological process: protein neddylation. Gene Ontology annotation, cellular component: cytoplasm; nucleus. Gene Ontology annotation, molecular function: NEDD8 activating enzyme activity. NCBI's taxonomy places the organism in Eukaryota, Metazoa, Arthropoda, Insecta, Diptera, Drosophilidae. The transcript has a single exon.
AUGUCGGUCCAUUCGCCUAAUCCUGCUUUGAUUUUGCAAAAUAAGCGGUGGAACGGUCUGCGCAACGUUCUGGAGCGAGAAGGACCCUUCUGCAAAGAUGACUUCUCCGCCUCGUCCGACAAUCUGGAGUUUCUCCAGACCAAUUGCAAGUUGUUGGUGAUCGGAGCCGGCGGUCUUGGCUGUGAACUGCUCAAGGAUCUGGCUUUGAUGGGUUUCGGCAACCUGCACGUCAUCGACAUGGACACCAUUGAACUGUCCAAUCUUAACCGUCAGUUCCUCUUCCGUCGCACCGACAUCGGCUCCUCAAAGGCCGAAUGUGCUGCCCGGUUUAUCAAUGGAAGGGUGCCGACUUGCCGGGUGACGCCUCAUUUCAAGAAGAUCCAGGAUUUUGACGAGACCUUCUACCAGCAAUUCAACCUAAUCGUGUGCGGCCUGGAUUCGAUUGUGGCCCGUCGAUGGAUCAACGGAAUGCUGCUCUCCAUGCUGCGCUACGAGGAUGACGGCUCGAUAGACACGACCUCCAUUAUUCCAAUGAUUGACGGCGGCACUGAGGGAUUCAAGGGCAACGCCCGUGUGAUCUUGCCUGGGUAUACGGCCUGCAUCGAAUGCACAUUGGAUUUGUUCCCACCCCAGGUUAACUAUCCACUGUGCACUAUAGCCAAUACGCCCCGUUUGCCGGAGCACUGCAUCGAGUAUGUGAAGAUCAUACAGUGGGACAAGGAGAGCCCCUUCGGAGUGCCGCUGGACGGUGAUGAUCCCCAGCACAUUGGAUGGGUCUACGAACGGGCCUUGGAGAGGGCCAACGAGUUCAACAUCACCGGAGUCACCUAUCGCCUCGUCCAGGGCGUCGUGAAGCACAUCAUUCCUGCCGUGGCAAGCACAAAUGCAGUCAUAGCAGCUGCGUGUGCUCUGGAGGUGUUUAAGCUGGCCACCAGCUGCUACGACUACAUGUCCAACUACCUCAACUUUAACGAUCUGGAUGGUAUUUACACUUACACCUACGAGGCGGAGAAGUCGGAGGGGUGCUUGGCCUGCAGCAACGUGCCGCAGACAGUGACCGUCGACGAUCCCAACACCACAACGCUGGAGGAUGUGAUAAAACAGCUGUGCGACUCGCCUCGCUUCCAGCUAAAGAACCCAUCGCUCACCACUGUGAUGAAAGAUGGCAAACAGAAAACCCUAUACAUGUCCACUGUAAAGAGCAUCGAGGUUGCCACACGGAAGAACCUCACCCAAUCGCUUGGCGAACUGGGGCUACAAGAUGGCCAACAACUAACAGUCACCGAUGUCACCUCGCCUUCGGCCAUGAUCGUACAGCUCAAGUUCCAAGGCAAUGAAAUCGAAAUGGUUUAAGUUAUAUUUGAUCACAUUGGAAAACAAUUUGUAAAUAACAAAUAAAGAUACAGGCUCAGCCUGCACCUACUUGCUCAUGUCCAAAAUAAA